AUGCCUUCAACACUGCACUUCGCCCUCCUCCUAGCAGGCACCAUUGCCUCUACCAAAGCACAAUCCGACCCUUACGCCUACAUAGACUCAGUCUGCAGUCCCAGCAACGCAAGCGGCUUCCCAGACCUCGCGUUUCCCUGCAACGCCGUGCAAGCCAUCCAAGCACAAUGCAUCUACGGUCCCUCCGGUCUCGACAUCAUCACAGGGGCAGAGGCGGAGCCAACAUCCACUCCUCAAACACAACAACACGAGGAAAGCCCUCCCCGCGCACAAAACAACGCGACGCAACAAAUCUGCUUCUGCAAAUCACAAUUCUGGGAUCUCACGACCGCUUGUGCAUCUUGUUAUUCCGCUCAUGGGGAUCACGAAUUGGAGAAAUCGGCGGGGAAGGAUGCGGUGGAAAGCAUGAGUAGGAGGUACUGUGAUGCGAGCGCCGAGCCAACUUUGGGGCUUGCGGACUUUUUGUUUCAAUUUGCUGGAGAGCUGGACUCUUCAGAUGAUACUUCUUCGAAUAAGACAACGGAGUUCAAGGAUCCGAUCGGGAGUAAAACGGAUGUUAGCUUGUAUUAUACUGCAAGUGUUACUGGGAGCCAGGCGUGGGUUGUAGCGGAUCCGACUGCCACGAGUGGUGUUGUAAAGGAUGGUCAACUUGUGGCGACGGCGAGCAUGAACAAUGAAAUGGCCAAGAAGGGUGAUGCUGGGAGGAAGACGGGUGUGGUCGCGGCGGUCUUGGGGUUGACUGGCAUUGCAGCGUUGCUUAUGGUUUAA
This is a messenger RNA of Ramularia collo-cygni, 768 nucleotides long. RefSeq lists its product as uncharacterized. The record is from RefSeq and is a predicted model, not a curated record. The coding region runs from base 1 to 768 and encodes 255 amino acids. Lineage: Eukaryota; Fungi; Ascomycota; Dothideomycetes; Mycosphaerellales; Mycosphaerellaceae. The transcript has a single exon.